AUGGGUGUUUCAGAUUUGGAGAUCGGCAUGUCAUACGAUAGACGACGCUGGCGAAGUCAACUUAAUCAAUUGCUCCAACAACAACAACAACAAAAUGGUAAACAUGUAGUAGUAGAAGUAGAUAUGCAGAGUUCAUCCUCAGAGCAACAUACCACUGAAUUAGUAGGAAUAAUAAAGUCUAUUGAUCCUACUCCUCCUCCUCCUCCUAUGGUGCUGAUGGACCUCCGACUCCACAGGGCUACAAUUGAAGGCAACCAACGUAAAUUCAUCGACACCUUGGUCACUGUCUCCACCGAAAAGGGUCUGCCGGUCACCUCCAUUCUCGACCAGCUCACCCCAUUAGGCAACACCUUCCUCCACCUCGCAACGGAUUUUGGCCAUUUUGACUUGGUUGCCCACCUGGCUUUCAGUUUUCCUCAUUUACUAAAUACAACAAACGGAAGAGGCGACACUCCUUUCAUUCUAGCUGCUAGAUCCCCACAAUCCCUGUCUAAUUUCAUUACCCAUAUCCAUGAAUUCACUCCUUACUUUGUCGACAUGUUUAAGAUCACCAAUAAUGACGGGAAUACUGCUCUUCACCAGGCCUUGAUUACUAACCAUAAUGCAGAUAUUCUGGAUUUGUUACUUCAAUUGCUUCGAGGAGACAAAGAAGUCCCAUUUUGUUAUGCAAAUCAACAGGGGAAAACGCCAUUGUAUAUUGCCAUUGAAACUGGUCAGAUUACCAUCGUUACCAAAAUGUUGAGGCUGCUUCCUGAAAACCCGGAUGAGAUCAAAAUUGCAGGAAAGUCGCCUAUUGAUGCAGCAAUUAAAGCAAUGAAUACAGACAUGUUAGUGAUGGUGUGUGAAAAAAUACCUUCAUUAAUUCAUACAAGAGUUGCUGAAGAUGGUGGGACUCCACUCCAUUGUGCUGCCUCUGUUGGAUACUAUAAAGGCGUUGAGUUCUUUUUGAAUCGAUUCUCGGAAUUCAUUUUGGAACACGAUAAUAAUGGUUUAUUGCCUAUUCACAUUGCAUCACAGAAGGGAUAUGUGAAAAUAGUGAAGAAGAUACUUGAUGAAUAUCCUGACUCUAGGGAGUUGUUAACAGCAAAAAGAGAAAACAUUCUUCACAUUGCAUCCAAAUUCGGAAAGAUUGGUGUUGUCGAGUACAUUUUGAAAACUCCUUACUUUGGAGUUCUCAUCAACCAGAAAGACAAUAAUGGGAACACGCCUCUUCAUCUAGCAACUAUGAAUUGGUUUCCAAAAAUAGUAAGUUGUUUGACAUGGGAAUCAAGCGUUGAGUUAAACAUAGUCAAUGAUGAUGGAAUGACUGCUCUGGAUAUAGUCGAGGAAUUUGGGGGGAUAUCGCCUUCAUUUCGAAAGAGACUAACAUGGAUAGCUUUGAAAGCUGCAGGAGGAAAACCAAGCAGAGCUCCUAAUAAAUUGAAUAACAUGGAUUCGAUAUUAAUCCAAAAUGAUGGGGCUCAAAGUAGGGUGGAUUACAAAGAUAGGGUGAACACUCUUCUUUUGGUGUCUACAUUGGUGGCAACUGUUACUUUUGCAGCCGGUUUCACCAUGCCAGGGGGUUACAAUAAUACCCUAUCCGACCCAUUUUUAGGACAAGCGACCAUGCUGAAUAAACGGGCCUUUCAAACCUUUGUGAUAUGUGACGCCAUAGCAAUGUACAGUGCUGUAAUUGUGGCGGUUACAUUAAUAUGGGCUCAAUUGGGUGAUGUUCAUCUGGUGUUUUCUUCUAUAUCCUUGGCUAUGCCUCUAUUGGGAGUGUCUUUGUUGGCGAUGUCCACUGCAUUUUUGGCUGGUGUAUGGUUAGUAAUUACCAAGCUCGGGUGGUUGUCACACCUCAUUUUGAUCAUAGGAAUUGUCUUCCUUUCUAUUCUUUUAGCGCUUUACAUACCUCUCAUCGUGCCCACAACUUCCAAAAAUUAUGUCAUUCGUUACAUCUCAUACUACUUCUUCUUCCAGCUUAUGCUCAUAGCUUCUGGUAGUAAUGCUGCUGAUGAUGAAGAAGUGGAAGAUGGAGCUGCAUGAAUUAUAUAUGACCCAUUAUUAUUCUAAUUAAUUAUGGUUCAGUGCUUGCUUAUAUUUGUUUCAAUGUGUUAAUUGUGUUAUGAAUUGGAUAACUUUUCUGCAUCUUAGA
Impatiens glandulifera is the source of this 2134-nucleotide messenger RNA. Its product is annotated as protein ACCELERATED CELL DEATH 6-like. The record is from RefSeq and is a predicted model, not a curated record. Lineage: Eukaryota; Viridiplantae; Streptophyta; Magnoliopsida; Ericales; Balsaminaceae. Gene Ontology annotation, cellular component: plasma membrane. Bases 1 to 2025 code for a protein of 674 amino acids. Gene Ontology annotation, molecular function: protein phosphatase regulator activity; protein phosphatase 1 binding. The transcript has 3 exons.